UUCACAGCUCUAGUCUACGGAGAUAAGCUUUGGGAUGUUCCAGUUCCUCCUGAGCAAUUUCUUACCCCUGGGAAGCUGAACCGAGAGCCUCAAUGCCAAUACCAACUUCGCCACCUGCAGGAUGGAGCCCGUAUAUCUGCUGUCUUGCCUCCUAACAUAGAAGGUCACUGGAUCUCCACAGGAUGUGAAGUGCGACCAGGCCCAGAAUUCCUUACAAGGUCCUACACCUUCUACCCUAGUCGUUUGUUCAAGGCUCUUCAAUUCUACUACACAGACCCCCACUGUCAUCACCCC
This is a messenger RNA of Staurois parvus, 294 nucleotides long. The record is from the annotation of a GenBank genome assembly. Lineage: Eukaryota; Metazoa; Chordata; Amphibia; Anura; Ranidae.